Molecule: messenger RNA, 10935 nt
Organism: Bactrocera latifrons
Lineage: Eukaryota; Metazoa; Arthropoda; Insecta; Diptera; Tephritidae
Gene: PsGEF
Exons: 17
Coding region: 483-9131 (2882 amino acids)
Biological process (GO): signal transduction
Cellular component (GO): nucleus; plasma membrane
Molecular function (GO): guanyl-nucleotide exchange factor activity; protein binding
Source: RefSeq, a predicted model, not a curated record
GACGUGCCUAAACAUUAUCGGCUGUGCAGAAAUAUUUAAUUUACAAUUUUUUUUGAACUUGCAUGUGUUAAUAAAACCAAAAUUUUGUGAUUCGUAUUCGACUUGGAAAUUUUGAAUUCGUAUAUAAUAUAUAUAUCCACUAAAGUUAAGUGCUAAACAGAAAUUGUUGUUUUGGUGAAAAUUUUAAAAUUCAUCUUGUGUAUCGCUAUGGAUUUGCAACGUACGUGACAACGCAGCUAGCAAAAGCCACAGGCUAAAUAUCUUUCCGUUUGUUCGCAAUGCUUAAGUGGGAAAAACAUCAAAACCAAAAGCCUAUUCCCGUCAUUUAAACUCCAUACAAAUCCGGCUACACUAGCAUAACAAGGCCAUAUUUUUACACCUCACUAGCAGUGGAACCCAUCAACAACAUCCUCAAUCACAAAACGUUUUUUAAUCAAUCCACACAAAGAUCGAUCAUUGAAGUAAAUAAUUCCGCAAAGGAGAUGCCUACUAUGACGCACGUUCUCGAACGUCGACGCUUGCAACGCUACUCACUCGAUAACCAACUUGAAACGCAAUCACCACGUCGCGUCCGACACUCUCUUACCAGCGCGGCUAAUAAAGAAAACUUUGGCGUUCAUUUUACACGAAGCUCAUUUGGCAAUACCUCGCUCACCGCAUUUCAGGACCUCAGCAAUGGAAAGAGUCCUUUGCGAGUCGAUUAUACACCAACUCGUACACCUUUGCGUUGUCAUACUCAAGGCAACGUGAAUUUAAACGUUAAACGUCGCAGCGGUACCCCAACCUCGCGCAAUCGUUUUUCGGACGAUUUUGUCAAUCCGGAGACGCAGGAUACACCACUAAGUCAUUUGCGCUUCCGCAGUGCUUCCCGGGACGAUUCACUUUCUUCUUCGCGUAUGGGCGACGUAACACUUGACCGUAUGUUAGAUGCGAUUAUUGAGAGUGCACGUAAGGAUGUAAAACGUGUGCAUGUGGUUCGUUCCACAGGUAGCGAUCAGCAGCAUGAAGUAAAAACCGCGUUAAGAAGCUCUUCGCCUGCUGUUGUUAGCGACAGUGAAAUCAGCGUGCAUGAAAUGGAAGUGCGUACACCCACUCACCUCAAGCGCCAACGUGUUGUACGGCGUAAGAAUACCAAAACCACGGAGUGCCGUCGCAAAAUAGAUUCAAAAGAAACGAAAUUUUUUGGAAAUGCGACAACGCCACCACCGCAACCGCAAUCAAUGAUCGGUGUUCCACUAACCGACGGUGUACAUAGUCCGGACACACCACUUUUUAAGCCAAGUGCCGUGACCAACGCAGAGUUGUUGACGUUGCAAACACCACCAAAUUCAACAGAAAUCGAUACUUUCACGACUUCAACAACGGCCGGCGCAACGGCUGCAGAAGCUCAAUCGCAGCAGUGCUGCUCAACACCGACGUUAGAGGAGACACAUUCGAUUAAACGUUGCCUCAGCUUUUCCUCGACUAGUGAUGAUGAAUACGACGUGGAUUUUACCAACGCUGCGAAACGCAGUUCUGUCGCAUCAUCCAAUACGAGCUCUACAAUGGGCGAUCACUUCGGUUCGGGACAUACUUCAAGACAUUCUCAGGGUUCAUGGAAAGCGCCCAACAGUGCUUCAGUGCGUGGCCACGUGGAACUAUCUAUACAAGUGGAGCAGCAACAAUUAAAUGUACAUGUAAUACGUUGUCGCGAUCUACAGCGACCCAAUGGUUCAACUGCACUAAAUGCCUACGUAAAGGUUGCAUUGAUACGUAACAAACCGGCUUCUAAAAAAAUGGACAAUCACUUCCAACGCACCGCUGUACACAGGCAUUCGAGUCGACCGUACUUUGAUCAUCGCUUCAAGUUCGAUUUGGGCGCGAAACCACAGAUACAACAGCAAACAAAAGCUGAUGGCGCUAACGAACGUCUACAGCUAGCUGUGUGGCACCGAGACCGUCAACUAAAACGCAGCGAGUUUUUAGGAUGCAUGUCCUUUCCACUACACACUUUGCUGCAGCAACCCGUUAAUGGAUUCUAUAAACUGCAAUCGCAGGCAUGUCUGAAUAGACCUCAGUCGCCAAUAUUAUUGCAGUAUCCGGCCGGAGUUACACACCCAGCACAGGUCCACAGUCAGGCUCAUCAAACCCCGAGCCCAACGUCACGGAAUAACCAAAACGACAAAUUCAUUCACUUAAAUUCCCACUCGCAGCCCCAGACAGCUGUUCCGGAGACAAGUGUCGCCACCGGCAUAUGCACAAUGACAUCAACGCUGACAAGACAGAAAAGCGAAGAGGAUGUCAUGAGCAUCGACAGCAUGGCUCAGGCGACAGCUGGCAACAAUAUUGAGCAUCCGAUGACAUUGAGCCGGAAGGCUUUGCAUCAGCGUGAUGCCGAUGAAAAUCUGUUUUUACGUUUUCUCGAGUUGGACCCACCCACAGAUACAGCGCCUACUAAUGCCACCAGUGCCACACCAUCCGCUUCUGGCGGACGUCGUCUGUCCGCUACUAGUAAAACCGUUGGUCGUACACCCUUCACUAUGACUAAAAAACUGACGCGUACCGCUGAGCGUGGCUUCGGAUUUUCCAUUGUGUGGACACAUCCGCCGCGUGUCGAAAAGAUAGAACCAGGGCUCUCUGCUGAUCGGGCCGGCAUACAGCCGGGCGACUAUGUGAUUUUUGUAGACAAACAAAAUGUAGUAACCAUGCCAGAAGCGGAUGUGCUCAACUUAAUACGUUCACAAGGCUCUACGCUAACGCUAGAGGUUUUCAGACGAACCGGACCCGCAGGAGGUGUAGGACUCGGCUCCAUGCCACCAGCCCUCAGUGUUAGCAGCCGCGGACAUCCACCUGCACCGGUAAUGAAUGGAAAAGCCACACCAAACACGCGUUUAGCUAGUACCACAAGCGAUGAGCAGCAGUCAGUUACUGGCGGUCCAACGCUUUCAUCACGCCGUGUCGGCGUGCCGUCUGCGGCACCAACAGUAACUGCAGGACCAACAGCAACAGUUGCUGUCACGACCGUACGUCCGUCCACAGCCUGUUCCGGCGGCACUACCUCAUCCAUUGAGGCGGCGAAGCGGCGACUGCACCUACCGCAGGUUACGUUCAGCAAGGAGUCUAUCGGGCCGAUUACAGAUAACCGUCGCCGUUUACUGUUGCAACUGAUCAGCCGCGAACAGAACUUUAUCGCAGCGCUGCACUUCGGCAUGCAGCGUUUCGUUCAGCCGUUGCAAGACCGCAAAGAUCUCAUAUCGCCAAAUGAUCAUCGAACACUCUUUCAGAACAUUGACGAGCUGUUGCGCAUCUCCGAGGAUAUACUGGAACAACUGUGCAAUGAUGAUCAGGAACCACAAAUGAACUUUGCCUCCCGUGUGUAUCUUUCGAAAACCACAGCUAUUUGUGCGGCAUAUAAAAAGUAUUGCAAUGGCAUCAAGCGAGCCGACUGUGUACUAGUAAACAAGUCGCGACAAAUGGGCUCGGAGUUUGUAGCCUUCAUUACAGAACCACAAGUGCCGCGAAAACGCCCAGACCUUACGAUGUUUAUUCAUAGACCCUUGCAGCAUUUUCGUGAAAUAUUGAAGCUAAUGCAACUGCUCGCUUCCAACUGUCAUGUCGAUACCGAGGAACAUAAAAAUUUCACUACUGUAAUCGCUGAGCUUCAGGCCGCGUAUCGCGAAAUUACUGUGAGCAGUGGCUUAAUGGAGCCACUUGGCGAAGGCCGGCCUUUGCUCACGUUGCAAGAUCUCGAGUCCCGCAUGGUCUUCACUAAGUGCAAACCAUUCACGCUGGCCGUACAAGGACGCCAAUGGAUAUUUGGUGGCGAUCUGUCACGCGUGGAAGGCCGCUCCGUGAAACCUUACUGGACCCUGCUCUUUAGUGAUAUCAUCGUGUUUGCAAAGGUCAGCCGAGACCGCGUCUUAUUCAUAACCGAGGAGCCUAUUCCUAUUGCGAAUAUUGUAGAUUCCUGUUUUCAUAUGCGUAAAAAAACCACAGAGUUCCGUCUUACAGUCGAUCCGAACGGACGCUUGGCCGAGAGCCCAACCGGCUAUUGUGCACCGGACCUUACUCGCACACCCAAGAAAAGUGCUCGUCGAAAGAGUCUUCUGCUGCGAGCGCCCUCUUUAGAGUUAAAAGCUGUCUGGCAGAAUCUCUUACAACGUCAAAUUUUUUUGGUAAAUGCCGCCCUUGGCUCGACGCCGCUCUCAAGUCCACUAGAUUCUCCCGAUGUGCUUAAUACUCUAGUGCCACUUAGUGAUAUCGGAAUUGCAUCUGCAUCCAUUGGCUCGAUCAAGCACUCAUCCAUGGACAGCAUCAACGCAAAAAACAAUCAGCAACAGAAACGCCAUUCUAACGCAUCGGAGCAAAUCGAAAUGUUAAUCGAUGAAAAGUGUCGUAUCCUAAACAAGACUGGCACUUCCAAGUCGAAUGCUCUUCAUCUUGCCAACUGGAUGAAAGGUCAGCUGGACAAACAACAGGAGCAAGCGAGACUGGCAGCGCAGCGUUCACGCGAGAACAUCAGUCAUGAAGAGGAGCAUUUACUCUAUACGGAAAAUGAUCAAGAUGAGCGUAUAACCUUUUGGACAAGGCAGCAGCUUGAGAAGCGCACCAAAGAAUUAAAUUUGGCCAAAGAAAAUGGUAGUAUGAAGGCCCGGCCAAAUUUCGGCGGCAAACGUUUAAGUGGAGUGGAAGAGCUCAGCAUGAAUGAUGCCUACUCAGAGAACGUAAGUCAGUUGAGCCAAUCUCACAGCACCACUUCAGGUAGUCAGAUCACUGUACGCUCUAGUCCCAUUGUGCUUGAUAAGCUAGCAGUCUGUCGUCAUUGUCAUAAGAAUUGCCAACAAGCCGCUUUGGGUCUUCAACAGACAAUGUCACCCGCUAUGCCCGCCUCACACACGCAACGCUCGGCCAUUGACGCAAUGACCGCCGAAGGUAGUGUAGGUGGUGGUAGUGGCAGCGGACUGGUGUGUACGUCACUGAAGGUGCAACAUAGCCAGUCGUCACCCAAUCGCUGCUGCAGACUCAAUGGAAAUGCUAGUCAGGCUGGCAGCACCACUAGCAUAUCAUCGAGUACUAUCACGGGCGAACAGCCCAGCGAACACUCAUCCAAGGUAGUGGCUAGCAGUAGUAAACGGGAGACCGGUGAUACCGAAAGUGAUGUGGCGCAAUUAAUAACUGACGAUCUUUCGCAAUCAGAGGCUACGGACGAUAGCAUCGGUGGAAUACCAAGUAGCAGCAGUGGAGUCGCCGGUGUCGAUGAAAUGCAACACCGACUCACCGACAGCUUCAGUAAAUUACGAAUUCUAGACGAACAACGUGAGGCUAAAGGUUUGGAUUUCAAGCCUGGACCACAGCCUAUGCCUCGAAUACAGGACCCACAACAUAUUCAACAGACGGUAUUUAUGAAUGGAUAUUGUUUAUCGAGCUCAUCUAGCGGUAAUAGAGACAAUGAAAACAAAGCAGCUAACGACAAAAAACCACAACCACAGCCAAGAACGUACCGGGUUACAUUACAAACUGCUACGAAGGAAACAGCAAAGGAAGCCGCCGACAAACAGGUGAAAACCACUGUUACCAUUACAGAAAGAGCACAAAUAAUCCGUACACAGGAGCAGGAUCGAAUGCAAGAGCAGGAAAGCGCGCAUUUUGUAGAUACGAGUCGCACUACAACGAAAAGCCCCAAAUCUCCACACAUGCCUGUCAUAGUAAAAUCCCCAAAGUCACCUAGCACACCAGCCUCAGCGUCUCGGUUCAUAGCAUGCAAUUGUCAAUGCACACCCGCAGAUUUUGAAAAUACCACACUCAGUCCAGAUGAGGUGGAACAGCAAACUUGCAAACUGAUCGAUUCGCCAAAGCAGUCACCCCAAAUGCCACGGCAACUGCAGUUGCAGGGGUCAGCGAAUAGCAUAAUAACUGAAAAAACGGCCAAGUACUGUAAGUGCGUUUGUGGUGGAAAAUCGUUGGUUACAGCAAAGGAUGAGCACUCAUUAUUCCAAUUUAGCGGUUUAACGACGAGACAAUUUGAUACAAAACUCACACCCACUACUCCGCUGCCGACACCAACAUCUACAUCAGCACCAGCACACCCAUCCGCCUCCAUGUAUGACAGCAACUUCGUGCCCACUAUCGCUGUUGUACCACCCACGCCUGAGGCGUUGCUCACAAUGACUUCGACGAAUGUUUGGGAUAAUAGCGGAACAAAUUUAACAACUAGCACAACAACUCAGCUGCAGUUGAACAACAUCCCCGGCCAGGCGGUUAUUGAAAAUAUUCCAGAAGACUCUUGUGAUGAAUCGCCACUAGACGAAGAACCGCCCUAUCGUCCGAUGAGCAAUGCCCUGCGGCGUUACGGCACCAUGUCCAGCCUGGAGAAACUUCCCUCAGAUGAUCGGAUGGACGGCGACAUAGACGAACUAGAAAAUGAUGAUGAUAAAAGCGAAGUGCCUGGCGAUACUGAAGAAGAUGAUGACGAUCUGGACGAUAAAGCACGUGCCGAUACGGUAGACAAUAUGUGUGAAACUAGCAAGCCUAGCGUAUAUAGCAACGAAGUGGUGGCUGGCGGAUCAUGUGUGCUAGUGGGUGGUGUCUGGACAAGUCGAGCAAGCGGACUGGUGGGCGGCAACAAAAUGUCGUUUUUCGAGGAAUCACGAGCAUUUAUCGAUAAAUAUUUAGGAAGGUGGAAUCAAGAGCAAACAACUUCCUCACCUGCUGCCACUACUUCCGAAACAGACGAACAAGCCGACGAAUGCACCUCGGGUGCCACAUCAGGCGAGGAAGUAUGGGGAACGCCGACAAGUGGUGGAGACAAUGACGACAUGCAUCUAGUAAACUCGGAAAAUACAUAUUCAUCGCCUACCAAGUCAAGCAAUUCACUAAAUGAUGACGACGAUACCGAGCUAAUGAUGGACGAGCUACUCAUGGCGCCACCAAUGACUGCAAGCACUAUUCGAGGACUAUUGCCACGACGUCGCUUAGAGCCACUUUUUGAGGAGGAGACUGAAAGCGAUGAAGAAAAGACCCAGCAGGAAAGUGAAGAUGUUAAAAAGGGGGAAACAACGACAAAUGGCCACUAUUUAAAGGAUUCAGCUGGAAGCUCAAGCGACGAGGAUCUCUCGAACGAGAAGAGCUACGAAUUGGAGCUGGAGGAGGAGAACGAGAACCCAAUGCCAUACGCCCCGAAGGCACCACAUAUACAUGGUCAUAUUCCACCGCCGACGUCAUCAAUCCCGACGAGCUGGGAGCAGGCGUUCGCGCAAUCCCAACCUCCUCAUAUGGCCAGCAAGGUAGCUCUGCCAGUCGGUGUUCUGAAGGCCUCAUCUUGCGAGUACCUACUCGAACAGCGUACAAUGGUCCCACUGCGUACAACCAGCAUUACCAGCAGUCCACCAACAGUGAGAGCCACUUCGGCAACACCAAUGAAAGCAACAUCGCCGCCAUCGGCGAAAGUAGAAGUGGAAUUGGAGGCGGCGUCACAGCAGACUGUCACGAUGCAAGUGGAGAUGAAAGCGACGAUGAGGAGUACUACUACUAUGAUGAUGACGACGACGCAGAUGAUCAAGACGCCUCCCUCAUCGAUUUCUACAACAAUCAACAGCGCGAGCGCCAGUAUCGUGAAAAGCAGUUGCAACAACGGCAGUGGGAGUACCCAAACUACAUCCACAACAACUGUACGACCGGCGAAAUUCGUACCGCCGCCGCCUCCACCGCGCCGACUAUUACUAACACAAACAAAUUUGCAGACAAGUGGCAUAGACAUGCCGAAGGCGCCAGUACCACCUCAACGAAGUUCUGGCGCUUCUGCUGACGUUGGCUACUCAGCGGAUGUAAGCACCGCCGACGAAAGUACAAAUGCAACGCGCGCAGCCGCUAUGCCUAUCACAAAAGUAGCACCGUUGGCAGCGAUGGGGAAGGUGACAGCGAACCAGAAAGCAGCCGGUGGCAAUCUGCGUUCUGCUGUCGCCGCAGCCGUACCAAAGCGGGUGUCUUCAACGAUAAUAGAGACAUCACUGCUGGGAUCAGGCACCGGCAAGGCAGCCUCCAGAUUAUCAACAACAGUUUCGAAGACGACGAAGGAGUCAUUGCAGGGGGAGCGACAACAACAAACGCAUCCGUUACAGAAAAUCCCAACCGAGGUAGUGAUGAAAUCAACGGUAGCGCGAUGCGGCAACGAAAGUUCAAAAUCGGACGUUGUCCCAACACCCAUUGGUUCGGGCUUAAGUCCGCGUCUAGAAAUGCGAUUGGCACUCAAUCACGACAUUCUCGGCGACGAAGACUUAAUUUGUUACGAUCCUGGUCCGGAUCUAACAAGAAUAUUGGGGCACGACCUAUCCACAUUUCAGCGACGGACGGGUCGCGAUUUAUUGAGUCGUUCAGCAACGAAUCGCGUUCAGCCAAAAGAGGCUGUCAUAUCGUUCUCUCAACAGCGAAACUCGAAGAUGGACACUCCGACUGUGAACCGACGUCCACGUCCGAAUUACGGCAACGUCAGCACUUCUCCAACGACAGGUUUGGUUGGUGGCGCACGCGUCGGCGGCGCUCCACAACCCCUGCUGCCAAAUCGAAAUACAUGGAGCAAUUCUGUAUCUGCGGAUCAGAACAGCGGCGCCUACGCAAAAGGCGACGAAAGCAGCAAAAACUACAAUUACAGCAGCGACGAGAGCAAAUUAAGCGAUCUCGAAAUCUUAGCGAGACGCGAGAAGACAUAUUGCAUGUCUCAAUUGAAGAGUGGCUCACGAGUCAAGACGAAGACGACGGCGACAACAACCACAAUGACAAUGGAAACAAUGAACAGAGAUUCCUUGACAAGUCCUCAAGCGACGAGGAAGAGUACUUCUUCGAUGGGCAUGGAGAUUGAGACUGCUAAUGUGCGAUCACGUAAGAUCGGGCGUGAUGAGAGUGCGUUGAUUGAAGCGGGCAAAGGAUCUCGACUAAUUAACUUCAUAAAACGACGCAACUCAGAAAGCCCGACUUCUCCGAACUGUUCUCAAAGCUCACUAAGUGAAUCUAACGCAAGUGGUACACCAGUCCAUCGCCUUGCGGUACAAAUGUCACCACGAAAAGAUAAUGAUAAACCUUCGCUAAAUCGCCGUCUGUGGAAGCAGAUCACUAAACGACGGCGCGCCAAUUCUGUCUCGGAAGUAGUUGCCAGCUAAUUUUACACACACAAAUGUCGUCAUGGGUGAUGAAUGCAAGAGCUAUACGCACGAUUCCACCGCUACACGUCCCGGGCUAAAUGUAUCCAAUUUCCUUAGUGGUAGAUAUCAUUUCCAAAGCGACCUCUAUAGACUUAAAAAAAGCGAAAUAAUCGAGAAAGCAAAGUAUUGGAAUAUUUUUUGUAGAACGUAAGCGUAGUUGUUGUUGUAAUUCAGUAGGACCGGUUAUUUCUAGACAAGUUGACUCUUCGAAAGAAUAGUGGUACAAUGUUUGGAUAUUUGUAGAGUAUUAAACGUAUUUUGAUAGAUUUGUAAGCGUCAAAAACUGACUUAGUGAAGACAGAGCAUAAGCAAGCGAUCGGUAACGUAAUCAUAUUACACAGAAAUUACCAAAUAAAUCGGCGUUAGGAACAUUUUAAAUUCGGAAUAUUUUAUUAAGCAAAGCAUAGGUUAUUUUCGGUGCACUUAACAAUAAAUCUCGGGUGUGUGGGUGCGUGUAAAUCCGACAAGUUGUACAUGCGGUUUUAAGUAUUUUUUAAUAAAGUUAGGUGGUUCUACUUAUAUACGAUUAUGCACGCAGAAAACAAAUAAAUAGUAGGUAUAGAACUUUGUCCAAUUUAAUGCAAAUCGGUCCAUUUAUUUGCGCUUCUUGUGCAGUGAUAACACGCUUGUCCAUAAUUUAUUGCACAUGCACAUACGUCACUAAAAGACUCAGCAACUUCCUGCCAUUGAAGGUUUACUAUAAAUGAAGACGAAAGUAGUAACAAAAAGUUUACAUAUAAACGGAAAAUUACAGAUAAAAUAAUUUAAUUCAAUCUCAUAUAACAUUUUAUGCUGUUUACUGAUUUUUGGGAUUAGGCGCGGUGAAGCAAACUUUGGUUGGAAUAUUCAUGAAAAUAGUAAUGGCAACUAAUCCGGUAAUAAAGUAAAUGCAAUAUGUAGUUUGCGGCUUUUUCUGCAGUUUAGGGGUUUCAUUGAGCUUUUGUAAGUGUGCAAAAUGCCAGACCAGAAGUAUAAUGAAAAUAGAAAAAGUGCCAUCCUCAGCUUCUAUAAGUAAUCAAUUAGACAAGCGUAUUUAAUAACUUUAAGCUAAUAGAUUUCGCAGCUUUCCGGCGAACACGGUGGCUUAAUACUACACGCUAAGUUGUGGAAAGUUCAAAGAAGAUGAUAAUACAUAACAUUUUAUUAUUAAUGAUAUUCGAAUGCAACUGAAAUAUAUUAUAAAUUUCAAUUACUUUAUAAAUGCAGAGAAGUACUCGGACAUUCAUUCGAAUUUUUAAAUUAAAGACAAUUAAACAAAAACUCAAGUUUAAGCUUUAACGAAAAAAUCGGUAAAAACAAAAUAUUUCAAAUUUAUUAGGUAUUUUGAAUACAUAACUGCAUUGAUAUUGAAUUAAUUCAAAUUUUACGGUAUUUAAAAUUGGAAACAGUCCACGAAUGAAAAACCUAAAAACAUAGCUAUAAAAACAGUACAACUGUUUAUUAUGAAUAAAUAACUAUAGAGAUAAGGGAAGAAUAAUGCAUAAAACUAUUUAAGAGAAAAUCAUAUUGCUGUAAUCAAAAUGGAUAUUUUUUUUAUUAGAAAACUUCGGUAACGAUAAUAUUUGAAAGCAAUUCUUUAACAUUGAAAUUUUUUUAAAACAUUCCUUAAUUGGAAGCACUUAAAUUCUUUACGGAAUAGAUGUUAUGUAGCAACUUGGUGGAGAGUUUUUGGUAUUUUUACUGUUUAGCACUUUGUUCGUGUGGGUGUCUUUAAUAAAUUUAUGAUCAAGUAUAAUAUUUCGAAAUAUAUAAGAUUAACAUA